AUGGGGCUGUGCGGGCGGGGCUGGGCGCGCUGCGGGGCUCUGCGGCUGCCCGCGGGGCCCGGCCCGCUCUGGGCCUUGGCGCUGGGCCGGGCGCUUCGCUGGCAGGGCGGGAGGGCUCGGUACGGUCUCUGGGCGGGGGCGGGCGGGCGGUCGCCGGCCCCGCGGGAGGCCCGCGGGUUGCGGAGCUCCAACCCCUUCACCCGCAGGCAGGAGGAGGAAUGGCGGCGCCGGAACCGGUCGGCGCUCGCUUACAUCGCCGCCGCCGCCGUGGGGAUGGUGGGCAUGUCCUACGCGGCCGUGCCGCUCUACCGCCUCUACUGCCAGGCCACGGGGCUGGGCGGAACGACGAGCGCUGGGCACGGCGCGGAGCAGAUCGAGCGCAUGGAGCCGGUGAGGGGCCGGGUCAUCAGAGUCACCUUCAACGCCGACGUCCAUUCCAGCAUCCAGUGGAGCUUCCAACCCCAGCAGAGCGAAAUCUACGUGGUACCAGGAGAGACUGCCCUGGCAUUUUAUAAAGCGAAAAAUCCUACUGACAAACCAAUAAUUGGAAUCUCUACCUACAAUGUAAUACCCUUUGAAGCAGGACAGUAUUUCAAUAAAAUACAGUGUUUUUGUUUUGAAGAACAGCAUCUAAAUCCUCAAGAGGAAGUGGACAUGCCUGUCUUUUUCUACAUUGAUCCAGAAUUUGCAGAGGACCCUAAAAUGGCUAAAGUUGAUUUGAUCACGCUCUCUUACACCUUUUUUGAAGCAAAAGAAGGACAGAAGUUACCACUUCCUGGAUAUCAGUAAUGAGCAGUCCAUACAAUUUCACUUCUGGUACCUGACUACUAGUUUUGAAACCCUUUUUCCAUGGAAGAAAAAACUGCAUGAGUACUGUGCAAUAUGGAAUUAUAUUAUUAAACCACCAUGUGCCCA
This is a messenger RNA of Tyto alba (common barn owl), 915 nucleotides long. Its product is annotated as cytochrome c oxidase assembly protein COX11, mitochondrial. Gene Ontology annotation, cellular component: mitochondrial inner membrane. Gene Ontology annotation, molecular function: copper ion binding. The coding region runs from base 1 to 789 and encodes 262 amino acids. Lineage: Eukaryota; Metazoa; Chordata; Aves; Strigiformes; Tytonidae. The transcript has 4 exons. The record is from RefSeq and is a predicted model, not a curated record.